Messenger RNA from Cottoperca gobio, 1295 nucleotides. It is a transcript of the gene gstt1b, whose product is annotated as glutathione S-transferase theta 1b. Gene Ontology annotation, molecular function: glutathione transferase activity. Gene Ontology annotation, biological process: glutathione metabolic process. The coding region runs from base 123 to 893 and encodes 256 amino acids. The record is from RefSeq and is a predicted model, not a curated record. NCBI's taxonomy places the organism in Eukaryota, Metazoa, Chordata, Actinopteri, Perciformes, Bovichtidae. Gene Ontology annotation, cellular component: cytoplasm. The transcript has 5 exons.
GGGGUCAGAGGCUGGCAAGUGAAGGGGACGGCCCCAAACAUGAACCGCCUCUGACGACACUCGCAGUCUGUCGCCGGAGAGACCGGAACUAUCUUGGUCAAAUAAAGGAUCUUUGGUGCCUCAUGAGCGUAAACGGGAGAAGUGAGAAGCUGCACUCAGGAGCAACGAUGGCGUUAGAGCUGUACUUGGACUUUUUUUCUCAGCCCUGCCGCUCAGUUUUUAUCUUCGCUAAGAAGAACAACAUUCCCUUUGAACUCAAACAUGUUUCGUUAAUGGACGGUGAGCAGUAUGGAGAAGAGUUUGGGAAGAUCAGCGUAAUUAAAAAGGUCCCUGCUCUGCGAGAUGGAGACUUCUGCCUGACUGAAAGCAUAGCCAUCCUGCUGUAUCUGGCAGAGAAGUUUAAGACUCCAGACUUCUGGUACCCAGCUGACCUCCAGCAGCGUGCUCGCGUCAAUGAGUAUCUGUCAUGGCAGCACCUUGCCAUCCGUCUGCAUGCAGCCAAGAUGUUCUGGCUGCUGAUUAUGAUUCCCAAGGUUAUGGGCGUGGACGUCCCGCAGGACAAGAUGGACGCAGCCUUGGAGGACCUGAACGGCUCACUGAAACUCUUGGAAGAAAAGUUUAUCCAGGACAGACCCUUCAUUGCAGGAGAUCACAUCACAUUGGCCGACCUGGUUGCCAUUGUGGAGGUCAUGCAGCCUGUGGGCUCCGGCCUGGACGUGUUUGAGGGGAGACCCAAGCUGACCGCAUGGCGGGACAGAGUCCAGGCCGCCAUUGGAAAGGAUCUGUUCGACGACGCCCACCAGACCGUCCUCGGGGCCCAGGAAAAUGUGAAGCUGAUGGACGGCAGCAAGUUGGCGUUCUUCAAGCCCAAGAUCCUCAAGUUUUUCAUGUGAAGAGGAGAACACUGGUUCUGAUACUUAUAGACUGCAUAAUACACAGUAGCAGAUCUUUUAUAAAUAAUCUUGUGUAAAGUCUGUGUGAUUUUGGGCUAUAUAACUAAAAUUGGAUUUGAUUUGAUUUGCAUCAAGAAUUUCUACUGUUUUCUAAUAAAAGCACUGUAAUGUUUAGUGUGACGGCAUGUGACGUGCAGGACUGAAGCAGUCAGACACAGUUCUGGACAUAACUGCUCCUCUGAGAGCUGCCUGCAUGUCUGUGUCCACAGUCGAGCCCUUUCUCAAUGCUUCACUGUGGACAUAGUACAUGCACUCAAUGUCUGGAGACUUGUUAAUGAUCGACCAAGUGCUUUGUGUUUUUGCUCCAAACUCUUGUAAUGGAAAAUAAAUUGCUUGAUUGUG